ACACGAUGCUCUUAAAAAUUAGACCUCCUGAACAUGCUGGCUAUAAAAUGAUAUUAAAGCUGCUGGUGGCGCUUUGAUGUUCGUUAGUUUAAAUUUGCAUUUUGUGCUAUACACAUUGGAUAUUAAAAAAUAAGAGAUAAAAAAAAUGUUGAUUAGAAGUGCAGUAGUGAUUUUAGCAAUUUUUAUUGCCAGUGCUAGUUCAACAUGUGAAAGAGACAGAAAUGUGCAGUUCCAGAAUCCACUUUAUUUGCUUUUUGAUAAUGGAUUCUUUUACAUUCAAGGAUUAUCAAAUGGAGAAGCUGUAGUUAUGUACAAGCAUCCUGAUGAUGCAAGAGUCUUUGGUCAAUAUACUUUUAAGGAUGAGAGAUGUUUCUACGAAACUGUGUAUUAUUAUGUCCAAAACGGAAAAUAUGAAUUUACAAACCCUUAUGUAAGCGAUGAGUCAAGCUUUAAUGUAACUAAUAAACUUAAUUUUGUGACCAAUGGAAAUGGCUUUGAAAUUGAAUACAGCAUAAGUUCAAAUGGAAUUGGAAUCUUCCACAAUUUGGGACAAAAUGCCGAAAGAAAAAUUUUGUCUGAACCUAUAAUAAAGAAAUCUCCAGCACCUUUCGGUCCAGUUCGUGAGAUUUUCCCAAGUUUCGCAAAUAUUGGCAAGCAGAACUUAAAAGUGAGCUACUUAAAGAAUGGAGAGAACUUUGUCCAAUUCAUCAUCAACCGCAAUCAAUUUGCAUCAAUUGAAGGAUCAUACACAUUAAGAACAUCAGACAGACGAUACCACACAGUUGUUUACGAAAUUCCACUUAAUGAUUUUGAUUAUGUUGGCAUGUCUGUUAGAGAGUAUGAAGUCGCAACAGAGGAGAAUUUCUUCCGAACAGGCGUUGUCACUCUCAAUGUCAAUAAUGCUCCUAUGGACGUAAAAUUCUUUGUUGAUAAGAACGGAUUCCAUGUUAAUGAUCUUAAAAAGCCAGUAAGUCAAGUGCCAAAUCAAAAACAGCAACAAGGAGUUCAACGACCUUUCGGUCAAUUGCCAUUAGAUCCAAGAGUGAUCAACAGACCUCCAGUUAGUCAACAGCCUACUCAACAGCUACAAGCACCAGUUCAAAGUAAUAAUCAGCAAGUUGCGAGUCCUACAGCUAAGAAAGUAUAGAUAGAAAGCAUCUUCACAUUUUUAACAUUCCAUUAUUUUGAUAAUUUGGCAUUUAGAAAAGAUAACAUCAAUUUAUGUAAAUUAAGGAAUUUGUUUUGAUUUUAAGAUUUAAAAGUAAGCAAUAAAAAAAUGUUAAAUUUAUUUUUUUAUCAUUCAAAUCGACUGGUAUAAUUUUUUGAUAUUGCAUAAUUUAAAGCCUUUCUCUACAUUUCUAUUCAAUUUGACUUUCUUCUUGUGAUAUACACAAAUAAGUUUCUCGGGCAACGAUUCACUUGGUUAAUUUUUUUUCGUCGCUCAUUUACGGAUGCUCGGCAUGUUAUUAUGAAAUAGGAUUGAUUAAAUACAAAAGUUAAAUGCACCUGUUCGUCAUUAAUAUCAUAAAGGUUAUUGAUUGUGUAAAUGAAGAGGUCUCGAGAGGUUGAUGACUUUAUGUGAGCUGUUGGUGGUCUGAUCAGUCAAAUGUUUAGGAAUUGAGUUAAAUUUUUUCAAACAUUUUUUGGAAUUUAAAUUAAAGUUCAAAAUUCACAACGGUUUUUUGUAAUUUGAAUUAAAGUUCAAAAUGUGCAACGGUUUAUAGAAAUUUGAACUUAAGUUCAAAAUUUAUAACGGUUCUUGGGAAUUUGAAAUAAGGUUCAAAAUUUUUACAGAUUUUUUAAAACUCAUUUUCAAAUCAAAAACGACAGUUAUAAAUUUUCAAAAAUCCCACCAGCCCUAAAGUGAAUAGUUAAGCUCACGUGUAUUCAUUAAAAGCUGAUAAAGAUGCCACAAGAUAGUCAUCAAACCUCUUUAGCGCCUAAAUAAGAAAUUCUGUGAUGUUCUCUUUCUCCAAUGAUCUGGAAAAACAGGCUCUGAUGACUCUUCACUUUCUUUUGAUGUACUUGAGGUAUUUGUUUCUGAGAGACCCAGAAUUUUUCUGUAGUGUUCAAUUGGAUUAUAUUUAGCAAUUGCUUUCUUUUUGGGUGGCAGUGGAAUUUCUGUAUCAAUUUUGCCAGAUUGAUUGUGAUUGCUUAUGUCGUUUAUUACUUGGCUAGUAUUUGAAGUAGUCGUUUCAGUCUCUUUGUUGUCUAUUGAUUUUUCAUCAUUACUCUUCGUAAUGCUUUGAGGUGCUUGUUGUUGAUUAAUUUGAUUUUUAUUUGGAUUCCCAAUGGAUUGAAUUACAUUCACGCGAUUAUUUAUAACUGAUUGUGGCUGAAUAUCAAGUAUAAUUUCUUGUUCUGCUUCCUCCUGCACAGAUUCAUCAAUUAUUAAGUCAUUUGACUCAUCAUCGUCUGUUAUUUCGAUCUCAUCAAUCUCUUGAUUAACAUUUACAGUCUCGUGGACUUUAAUGCUGUCUUCGACAGUUACAAUGUGAUUGGACACUUCAUUUCUUGGAAUGUCAGUAUGAAGAUGACGAAUGUGUCUCAUUAUAUUGUCUUUUCGAGUACUAACGACUGAAUUGCAAAUCUUACAAUUAUAUUUUAUAUUCUUAUGGAUAUUCAUGUGCCUUUCAAGUGUCCUUUGAUUAAAAAAUCGCUUGAAGCAUUCUUUACAUUGAACCAUCGUUUUAUUCUGUGUGUGAAUCAUGUUGUGUGCUUGAAGGGAUGUCAGCCACUUGAACUUCUGAUUACAAACUGUGCAUGGAUAUGGAUAUUCAUCUGUAAGAAAAGUUCCAGUUUGUUAAUUUAAGGAGCUAGUUAAGGAAUACAAUAAUUACCUUUAUGAGUUAUUUGAUGCUUUCUUAGAUAAUCAGCUGACGUGAAUGUUUUUUCACAUUCCUUACAUUCGUAUAAUUUUUCAAUUUUCUUGUGCUUUGAGGCAAUAUGGAUCUGAUAUUUGCAUUUAUCGAUAAAGGUUUCCUUACAAUCCUCACAUAAAUACUUGAAUUUGCCUUUAUGGAUGUACAUGUGCUUCCUUAAACUUGAUUUUCUUUUAAAUUUCUUAUCGCAGUCUUGUUCAGUACAUUCAAACAGGCUGUGUGACUUGACAUGCUCGUCAAAAUUCGAUACCGGAAAACUUUUUUCACAAACUUGACAUUUUCUGGACCUUGUAUCUUCAUUUUUCUUACUGGAUGUCUUCUUAUUGAUUACUUCUACUUUCAGAUCAUUAUUGGUGCUUAAUAAUAGCGAUUCUUCAUGGCUAGGCCGCAAAACAAUUUGUUCAAGAAUUUUUACUUUUCCACUUUUUGUCUUUUGCUCAAUUUUAUCAUUUUUUAUGUAUUUUAUCGUUGAUUCUCCAUGUGUCUCGUUUGAACACGAUCUCGUCCAUUCAGCCUUUAUCUUGUGAUGUAUCAUAUGUGUAUCCAUUAUCCAUUUAAUUAAGGUUUUUCUUAAAAUUAAUGUAAAAAUAAUAAAAGUUGUUGCAAAAAUCGCGUUCAAAACAAACCGAGAUGAUCGAAUUUUACUUAAUUCAAAUUAUUUUAUUUCCGUUAUUUUUAAAAAGUUUAUUUAUUUUUUGUUUCUUAAAAUUUAAGAUGUGUAAAACUUUCUAGCCAUUCGCUUGCCUCCUUUCUGUUGUCCACCUCCACCUCCUUUUUUGCCUUUACCACCUUUUUUCUUACCCAUCAUUCUCUCCUUUUUCUUUUCACCACGCAUAUCUUUCUUUAAACGUGGAUCAACAACUUUAAAUCGUCCUUUGACACCAGCUGGUCUUCGUACUUUCUUUCCACCAGAGCUUGCCUUUUUAGCAACAACGUAUGAUAUUUCUUCCUUCUUUUUCUCAGUUUUCUUGUACAAUUUCUUUAUUAAUUUAAUCUUUUCUUGACCUGUUUGAUCAGCAUUUUCCAAAAUAUUCUCAGCUUUCUUUGUAAGUUUACUCAUUUGCUUCUUAGCUUGUCGCUUCUUACGUGCCUUUGCUUCCAUUACUUUCUUUAUUGAUCUUGUAUUAAAUUCUGUCAAGUUCUUACGAUAAUUUGCAACUAAUUCCUCUGAAACUGGCAUUGGCUUUCUCAUAGACUUCUUUUCAUCCUCAACAAACCAAUCAGGGAGAUUGUCAUCAUUAAACAUGUAACGAUUCCAUGCGCCGUCAACAACAUCACGUUUCAUUUUCUGGCUUGUUACCAUCAAUUGUCCCAAAGCCAAUUCUUCUUCAGUCAAUUUGAUUUUCUUUUGUUUGGGUUCCUUUUCGUGACUCUCAUCGUCUGAUUCUGGCAUAUUUAAAUUCUCUUCAACUUCAGAGUCUGAAUCGUCUGAUGAUUCUGCUUUCUUUUUUUCACCAUCUAACUCGUGUCGUGCACGUCGACGUGCCUUUUUGCCCAUCAGAGUUAAAUCUGGUUUUUUAUUUUCAUCUUCACCAAUAACUUUUACGCCCUUUUUCUUUAAAUCCUUUACCAAUGAAUUGAAAUCUAUGUCCUCAUCUUGAUCUUCAGUAUUUUUCAUAUUUUUAAAGAUAUCCUUUUCAAACCAGAGAUUUGCCUUUGCUGCUUUCUUUGCAUCCUUAUCACGAUAGUCCAAAUCCGUUAAGAGGGGAUUUUUCUUAUUUUUUCCGGAAACGGUACCUAUAAACAAGUAUGUAACGA
Molecule: messenger RNA, 4640 nt
Organism: Chironomus riparius
Lineage: Eukaryota; Metazoa; Arthropoda; Insecta; Diptera; Chironomidae
Source: the annotation of a GenBank genome assembly